Molecule: messenger RNA, 5371 nt
Organism: Morone saxatilis (striped sea-bass)
Lineage: Eukaryota; Metazoa; Chordata; Actinopteri; Moronidae
Product: zinc finger protein 652-A-like
Biological process (GO): regulation of DNA-templated transcription
Molecular function (GO): RNA polymerase II cis-regulatory region sequence-specific DNA binding; DNA-binding transcription factor activity, RNA polymerase II-specific
Source: RefSeq, a predicted model, not a curated record
GGCGUUAAAAACAAAACAAAAAAAAAUCUCGUCCUACUUCCCAAAAAUGAUGUAAAAUGUUGAUGUGGGUUUCGCACUUUGUAACCUCGUUUACCAGGCGUAGUAAAAGCUGGCUGGUCGCAGUUAGUAAGGUUGUGUUUUAGUGUUUUUAAGCAUUUUCUUCUCGGAUUUUAAAGCAGAGAGCCACGUUGAGUUCCCAUGUUAUCAGGUUAAAACAGCCCCACUGGUGAACAUCAAUACACUCUGCUGCUGUCAGCCUUCACAGUGUCUCUCUGGUGUGAUAAGAAUAACACAACUUAAUGGGAAGAGCUUGCUGCUGAGAUAACACCACUUUUUUUUUCUACGAUUGCAGAUUCACGCCAGACUAAAAACACUGGGAAGGCCACCGCUCUAUGACCCGAUUAUGAGCUUUAAGGCCAAAUACCUACAGAGGCGAGCAGCACCCCCGCAGUGCACCACACAGUGAGCUGGUUAAGGUCUUAUGAGUUUGGACAGAGUGAGGAAUGUGAACCCUCACGGUCCUCUGCGAGCUGCGAAAGGGAAAGCUCAUUAAAGUCUAGACUUGAUGGAUUUCGAGGAGCACUGCUCGGUGUAAUAAGAGGUGAACGUGACGCCCUUCGACUCCUUCAGAGGUCUCAUCUUCUCGUGUACUGCUCCCGUCCUGUCAUCCAGAAGUUCAGCCACAGCAGCAUCUAUCCGGUGUGGGACUUGGCUUUGCGGCGAACCCCUGUAUGAAAUCAGUUUUGGUUUCUCGUCACGUCUCUAAAAGCGAGGGAAGCCGUGAAUUGGGUUGUCGUUGGGUGAACUUUGAUUUUGCUGAGCGUGUUUAAAGUCACUUAACGGGCUGUCAGAUGUCUCAUUUAUGCACUUUUCUCUUUUUAAUGCGUUUAAGGUGCAAAAGUUCAUAUUUAAAAUCUUUUAAAAACAGGCCGUCACAUGUGAUCAUCGAUAGGUUUGACCUCUGAUCCGACGAGGUGAGCGUGUAGACAAAUUACCGGUGAUAUUGAGAAGUUUUGCGCUCUCCUUGAUUCCCACAUCAAAGCACUGAAUUAUUUCACUGCGACUGAAACUCUGAAAUGACUCAUCAUUGUUAAUGACGAGCGGACGGAAGAGUUUUACUCUACGGGUUACAUAACCACACUCUGCACACCUACGUUUCGUUUGAAUGCUGAAUUUAGCAUUUUUGAUUAGUUUUAAAUUAAAUUUAGAUGUUGUUAUAACCCGUCCCCCGUGAAACCUUUACGUUAAACGUGCUUGAAAGGUUCAUGCAGCGGUUUCUCAUGCAGUUUAUAUUCCUCUUGUCAUCCAGACGCAGAUAAUCUAUCAGGCUCUGUGUCUAAGACUGCCAUGUGAGUGGAGUUGCUCCGUCGGUGCAGAGCUUGCCCUCCCCCUGUGGUAUUAAUGCUCUCAGAGCUGCUGUCCAAUUCUCAGAAAGGAUCAGAGUCAGCAUGCACAGGAAGACAGGUAAUGCUGUAAAUGGGUCUUCAAACAAUACACAGACAUCAUUACAUUCAGCUCGUCUUUACCCGCUCGGCAGUUUGAAGACACCGGCACCCUGCAGGGCAGACGCCUUCAGAGAAACUGAGCCCGGCAGCUGCCUCCACCUCACCUACGAUCUCGGGAGGAAUUUAACUUCAAAUGCUGAGUAUCAAAGACGCCGGGCCUUUGAUUUCGCAGGCUGAUUUUUAAGCGUAUGGAACAAAACUUGGAACAGAUUGUAUGUCUUUCCAACUGCAUUUCCUACCUUGGACAGCAUGGACGCUCUUUUUGAAUCAGGUUGACUAUCGGCCACCUCAUCCCCUCCUUCCUGUCUCUUCAGUUGAAGGAGGGUGGGGGAUUGGUGCGGGAUCCCCUGCCCCUCCUUGUAGAGUAGGCUAGUCUACCUUGGCACCAUUGCUGUUACUCUCUUCUGUCGCCUCGCCUUCAUCCGCUCCAUCCCUCCAUCCCCUCUCCCUCUUCAUGAAAUCCUGCAAGAGCCUCAAGGAGGAGGUUUCUGUCCCGGGCCUUGGCGGGAUGUCACAGGAGGAAGGGCGCAGGGUGUCCCAGUCGUUUUUUCACUCGCCUAACCCCGACCUGGACCUGACAGGCAAGCUUUAUAAGAGGGAGGUUGGCGGUAAGCCUUAUUCUGUGUUAGUGGACAAUAAAAUGGCAGCCAAGACUUCGAUGGGAGAUCAGAGUGUCGGUCAGCUGUCCGCUCAACAUGUGACUCCACAGCAACAUCAGCAGUAUUUCAGAGAGGGAGGAGCGGGGCAGGAGGCGGCGACGCAGGGGUCCCAGGCCGGCAAUGACGGCACCUCUGACGACACUGAAGAUGAAGACGACGAGGAGGAAGAAGAGGGGGAGGAUGAGGAGGAUGGGGGAGGAGGAGGAGGAGGAGGAGGAGAAAGAGAGAGAUCCUUGGAUACUGAACUGAAAAACAAAAACAAACUCCGAGGCGAAACAGGUCGAACGGUAAUGCAGAACUGUGACGAGCGGUUCCAGUACAAGUACCAGCUGCGCUCCCACAUGAGCAUUCACAUCGGACACAAGCAGUUCAUGUGCCAAUGGUGUGGCAAAGACUUCAACAUGAAACAGUAUUUUGAUGAGCACAUGAAAACACACACAGGAGAGAAGCCUUUCAUUUGUGAGAUUUGUGGGAAGAGCUUCACCAGCCGGCCCAACAUGAAGCGCCACCGCCGCACCCACACCGGGGAGAAGCCCUACCCCUGCGAAGUGUGCGGCCAGCGCUUCCGCUUCUCCAACAUGCUCAAAGCACACAAAGAGAAGUGUUUCCGCACCAGCCCCGUGUUCUGCAGACCAGCGGCGCCACCUGUGCCUGUCCGCAUUGCCAACACCUUCUCCUCUUCUCCUCUCUUCCGGUCCCGCCCCUCAGCUGCCACCCCGGCCACCACCUCGCCCCUGGGCCUCAGCCCGACAGGAGGGCCCAUGCCUCCGCGCGGCCCCGUGGGACACACGUUCUCCCAUGUCAGCUCCACUGAACCCCUCUCACCAUCCACCCCACCAAGACACCAGCAACACCUCUCAAACGCACCGCAACACGCCCCACCUCACCCACCACACCUGGCCGUGCCCCCAGUCUCCCACCUGCCCCCACCCCCGGCCCUUUUCAAGAGUGAGCCCUUAAACCACUGUGGGCAUGAAGACAGCAGCUACCUGCACCACAUGGCCCCCCCCGAUAAAGGCCCCGGAGCCCCUCAGCACCACUGAACUGUGCUCCAGCUCUGCAGGCCCACACCACACCGCGCCUUGUUCCUCCUCUUCUCAUAGUCCUGCCUCAGUCUCAGUUGCUCGGCCCCUGAUGUGAGGGGGCUCCUUUCAAACAGAUCCAAGUGAAGCUAAACAUACCAGACUGACGCACACUCAGUGCACAUGGUGUUUAAGUAAGACCCGUACUUAAACACCAUGUGCACUGAUUUUACAACCUCUAGAAUUUUUUUCUUGAACAUUUUUCUUAGGAAAGCUACACAAAAAGAUCAAUCUGUACAUUGAUGGGUGUAAAGUAUCUCAUUUUCAUCAAAAGCUGCUGAUGGAAGUCAACAUAUGUAUUAUCUGGGCUUCAUGGAUCAUCAAAGAUCAGUCUCGUUGAACUCUUUAAUUCAAGUUGACUUAUGGUUGCACAUUGGUCAGAACUUUUGCUUUUUGUGCAGGUCCUCCCCAUAGCAAUACUCAACCUGUCCUAGUCGUACUGCAGAGCCUCGACCCCCACAGAAACGUUUAUUGAAUGUUGUAACUGGUUCUACCUGAGCCUUUCUUUGUCCGAAGGCCGCGGCUGAGGCGUUGUCGAAAGGGCAACAGCAGUAGUGCAAGACGCAGUGCCAUAGGUUACAGUAAGAAGGCGGGGAGGGAUUUUUGUAAAGGACAUUGGAAAAAAGGUUUUGUAAAUGGUUAGUUGAGUCUAGACAUAGUCUGGAUUCAGAUAUUGGUUAAAUGGUGCUUUCCAUUCCAGUACAUAAAAUAUUUCUUAAUUUCUUUUUUUUUUUUCAUUUUAUUUUCAGAAGUGUAAUAUUACAAAAUAACAAUGUAUUGUCUCAUACAGAACAUGUCUUGCCAGCCUGGCUUUUCUACAAUGGAUUUAAGGUUUGAGUAGAUAUUUUGUGAUGAAGAAACUCAAGUUAUGCAGGACAAACACACCCUCACACUUACUCAAGCACACACACACAAAGGACCAUAUGGUCACUGAUUUACUUACUGUGAUCAGUGCAACCUCAGCUUUCAGUACUGUUGGUCAACAGAUGCUUUUAGAUAACAGAUGACUGUCAAAUACUGCCACUGUGAGGGGCCAGACACGUGGCCCCAUCAGGAUUUACCCCCACCUUCCUUCGCUGCUGUCUAAAUGAUACGGGUUACCAUGUUAAAGGUCAUUUGACACACACAGUAAACACACCUGGGACCUUUCUCAUCAUAGUUCUUAACAGGCGAUUAUGCAUAUUCCUCUCAGCCUAUAUUCCACGGUUUGGUGUCGGGCGUCGUCGUAAUGUAGAGGUUUCUUUUUAUUGACUUUCAUCACACCGUCACACUUUGAUCCACACAGGCAAACGCGCGUCUAAACCUGUUGAAUGUUGCCUCCGCAGAAUGAUGGCUGAUGAGUCGUUCAUAUGUUGUUUUUUUUUUUUAAUGUUCUCUGAUCAUUUUCUCCGUUUUUAAGCUAAUGAAUGGUUCUGCAGUGUAGAUAUACUGUUGUCAGCACAUGAUAGGAAACGUCAGGAUGAAAGGCAGUGGUCCUACGACUUCUAAUACUUUGAACUCUUGUAUAGAUAAAGCGUAACGUGUGAUCAAGUCAGCGUGAGAAGUUACAUUUAUAAAUGUAAGAGCCGAUGGUGUGAAUGUUAUUUGUUUAAAAGAAGCGUAAAUGGUUGGCAAGUAUUUGGCAUGAGUUUGGAUCGCCUGGUUGUUAGUCCUUCACCCAGUCUGACGGCUAUCAGAUGUGUGUUUAGGAACAACAUUGAGCUGUGUGUGUGUGUGACAGAGAGAGAGAGAGAGAGAGAGUGUGUGUGUGUGCGUUAGUCUCUACCAGUCUGUCUGGUUGUCCCCAGUGCUCUUGUACCAAAAGCUGCUUUUACACAGUGUGCCCCAAUAUAUGUGUAUUCGGGGAACCCUGAGAUGGAUAAUAGCAGUAAAUUAAACAUGAUUCUUUGUCUACCGCUCAAACAGAAUUUAUUAUCUGAAGUGGUUAAACUCAGUAGAUUAGGAUGCCCCCGACUUCUGAUUUGAGACCUGGAAUUAUUAUCCUGCCAUUUCUGUGGGUCUUAAUACCGCUGCAUUACUUGCUUAUCAUCCGGCCCCCUCGGGUUCACUGCUGUGCUUCAGCAUUUUGCAGUAUGGAUCUUUUUGUCUUGUAAUAAUUUUUUUUUUUUAUUUAAAAAAAAAAAAA